AUGUUGUACACGUUGUCCAUAUUUUUAAAGCAGCUAAGUAUGAAAAAGUUGAAGUAUUAUAAGUAUACCAUCUCCCAAUGCCUGUGGACACAGUGGCUGAAAUAUCUAGUAAAAGUACGUAAACUUCGUCUAUUGCCUUGGAAGAGCAAGAGUUUCAUGAUACAGUUAUGUUUUUACUCAGUCUACAUCUUAAUCUUUAAAUCUUUUCAAAUUUCAUGUCAAGCAGCUACACACAAGAGGAUGUACUUUACUCUGCAGGAGAGGGCUAGGAGUCUCCAAGAGCAGUCAGGGGGACCGUUUUUGAUCCUUUUAUUCAGGUCGAUGCUACAGAUGCCCUACAGAUGCCCCGUAUGAGAAGCCCCUUCAAAGACUUCAACAAAAAUCCCUUCUUCACUCAUAAGACUGAAGAAGCUUGCCAUUAUCACGUCUACGGGGCAAAUUCCUCUUGCGAU
Amoebophrya sp. A25 is the source of this 452-nucleotide messenger RNA. NCBI's taxonomy places the organism in Eukaryota, Dinophyceae, Syndiniales, Amoebophryaceae. The record is from the annotation of a GenBank genome assembly.